AUGCACAUAAACCCUGAAGUCAUCGAUAUCACCAAGAAUGAAGACAUGACGGAUACCAACGAGUAUGUCAAUGAUUCUAUUCAGUGUUCACCAAAAUCUCAGUUAUCUAUUGCUAACAGUGUUCAUGAGCUUUUGGGAUGCCCCGUGUGCAUGAAUGCUAUGUACCCUCCUAUCUAUCAGGUUUGCCUUGUUCAUGUUAUUUCUUUUAUUAUUCUCUUUUUUUUGGUUUUCCUUGUGCAUUUUUUUCUUCUUCUGCAGGUCGGAUUUUCUUUAUGGCACAUUACUGAAUUUUUUGUUUCUUACGUUUCAUAAGCUUAUUAAGUGAUGACAUUCGAGUAACCUUUCCAUGAGGUCAGGCUGAUCUCAAAUCUUUUGACGCUUCUCCUCUAGCUUAAGCCUUCCAUAUUUCAAUAUGAUCAUCUCAUUUAAAUCUUAUGAAUAUAUUCACAUAAUUUAUUUUCCGCGGUGCCAUUUUGGAAAUAUAUAUUUAUGGACCAUGGUAAACCCAAUUCUCUGUCUGGUUACUCCUAAGUUGUGAUAUAUUCCAUAACCCAUUGUUUGAAAUGCUUGGGUCCAUCCUCAUCUUCUAGCCCUAGCCUAUGGAGCUGGGCACAUCUGUUUCUCUAUCUAUAUUUGGCUACUAUACUUAAUACCACUGUUUUCUGUGUUUUAAGAAAAUUAUAUUUGGAAUUAUUGUCAUGUUAGGAGCAAUUUUAUAGGUUCUCUCUCCACUUGUUGUACAUUGUGAAGAGGCAAAGAUUAUUAAUUUUCAUUAAAGAUCGUCCUUAGUAUUACCACCUAGGUAACCCCCCCUCUGAUUGUGUAUUCGCAAUGUAAAGUAUGUGAGAGUUGCAUUGCCCCUUGAAUUAUAUAUUGACUUUCCAUAUGUAUUUAUUCACUAUGAUGCUAAUUAAUUUUAUGGCAUGCGCCUUUCCAUUGUUUAAUUAUAAAUUGAUUUAAUAAAGCGAUAAUUAAGGUUAAAAAAAAACAAUGAACCCUGCUAGAGAAGUGUUACUUGGACAAUUUCUGAGAUGAUUAUGGUAAUGGAUGGGUCUCUCAAGUCAAUGAGGAUUGCUGUUGACUUCAGCUUGUUCUCUUAUGGUAAUUUUUGCUAUUGAAUGCUUUCCCUUUAUGUACAGUAUUGAUUGGUUAUUUAUCAUUUCAGUGCUCAAACGGCCACACUCUGUGCUCUGCAUGUAAGACUCGUGUGCUCAACAAGUGUCCAACCUGCAGACAUGACCUCGGCAAUAUCCGCUGUCUUGCUUUGGAGAAGGUCGCUGCGUCUCUCGAGCUUCCAUGCAGAUACCAGAGCCUUGGGUGCAUGGGAAUCUACCCUUAUUAUUGCAAGCUGAAGCACGAAUCACAGUGCUCCUUCAGACCAUACAGCUGCCCGUAUGCCGGCUCCGACUGCGCUGUCGUCGGCGACAUUCCCUUUCUGGUGGCUCACCUGAAGAACGACCACAAGGUUGACAUGCACUGUGGGAGCACCUUUAACCACCGCUAUGUCAAGUCAAACCCCCACGAGGUCGAGAAUGCCACCUGGAUGUUGACGGUAUGAAAGAUUGACCGAAAAAGCUGUAAAUAAUGGUUGUAUAUAUAGUUUCGUUCGGGUUUUUUUUUUUUUCGCAUGUAAAUAAUGGUGGUGCAGAGGCAGGAGCUUCUUCUUCGUAGUCAUUUGGAUUGAUCACAUAAAUCUGUGCUUCCUGGUUCGAGUAGGAGACCUGUUUUGGUGGGUUGAGGAUGAUAUUUGCAGGAAUUGGUGCAGGUUUUCAGCUGCUUCGGACAGUUCUUCUGCCUGCACUUUGAGGCGUUCCAGCUGGGGAUGGCCCCCGUGUACAUUGCGUUCCUGCGAUUCAUGGGAGAUGAUGCGGAGGCGAAGAACUACUGCUACAGCCUCGAGGUGGGGGCGAACGGGAGGAAGAUGGUCUGGCAGGGUGUGCCGAGGAGCAUAAGAGACAGCCACAGGAAGGUGAGGGACAGCCACGACGGCCUCGUGAUCCACCGGAACAUGGCCGUCUUCUUCUCCGGCGGUGACAGAAAGGAGCUGAAGCUGAGGGUGACUGGGAGGAUAUGGAAGGAGCACUGA
Spirodela intermedia is the source of this 2086-nucleotide messenger RNA. The record is from the annotation of a GenBank genome assembly. NCBI's taxonomy places the organism in Eukaryota, Viridiplantae, Streptophyta, Magnoliopsida, Alismatales, Araceae.